AGUAAUUAAUUCACGUCUUACUACUCGUCUCUACUCUUUACGGCUUGAUCAGGAGUGAAGACAUCAAAAUGUUUAAAAGUGGUUUUAUAAAACUCAACAAAACCGAACCGCCUAAAGAAAAAGCAACGAAAACAUCCAAUGAUAGGGGUGUUGUGUAUCUUGGGCAUGUCCCCCACGGUUUUUACGAAAAUGAAAUGAAGCAUUAUUUUGCACAAUUUGGCGAAGUCACAAACAUUAACAUUCCUAAAAGCAAGAAAACAGGCAAAGCACGAGGAUACGCAUUUGUUGAGUUUUUGUACCCAGAAGUUGCCAAGGUAGUUGCAGAAACCAUGAACAACUAUUUAAUGCAUAAAAAAAUUCUUGUUGCUAAAUACCUCGAACCAAACCAAGUAAAAAGUAACACAUUUUGGCGUUGCAACAAAAACAAUAUUCCUCUAACAAUAAAAAAUAGGUCGAUUCAAAGAAAAGCAAUGGAUAGACAAUUAGAUCCUGCACAAGAAAAACAAAGUAAGGCUGCAUUAAAAAGACGAAUCCAAUCUUUACAAAAGAAAUUGAAAAGCAAAGGAAUUGAAUAUGAAGUACAAAUAGCAGUAUAGAACACCCGACUGAUGCUACAAAGAGGAAAACCAUUUUGAAAAAAAAUACAAUGCAGAAUCAAUAAUUUAAAGAAGACCACAUCUUUAGUUCGAAUAAAAAUAAUGUUAAACAACUAUUAUAUAUAUAUAUUUCUUGUACAUAAAGAUGUUUUAUAUAAUAUAAAAUGAUUCAUGUUUAUAAAAUACAAUACAUAUGAAUACACACUCCUAUUGUCCUAUCUUUAAAAUGUAUCCAAUAAAAGUACCUACCCACCAUUCAAAAUAGUUACUUUUAUAAAUAAAUAUUUCUACACCUAGUCUACAGUCAAAUUUAAGUCUUAUCGAGGGGUAUGUGACUAAAGCUGAUUGGGAACCACAUUGUUGGAUGGUUCGCAGCAUAAAAAAUGACAUUAUUUUAGAGGCGGUUGUAAAACCAUAGUCACAGUUAUAAUAUUUGGAAGACUGUCCUAACACCAUUUACCAAUCUUUAGAAACCGUAUUAAAUUUUAUAUUUUAUAAUUAUUGUCGAAACAGAAGUUGAAUAAAUGAAUAUAAUUAUUAA
This is a messenger RNA of Acyrthosiphon pisum (pea aphid), 1137 nucleotides long. RefSeq names its product nucleolar phosphoprotein-like. The record is from RefSeq and is marked provisional. Lineage: Eukaryota; Metazoa; Arthropoda; Insecta; Hemiptera; Aphididae. Gene Ontology annotation, molecular function: RNA binding.